UGUACGUGCAUGUGUGUGUCCGUGUAUGUGUGGGUGGGAGUCCUGAAGAACCCAGAAUCCUCCCUUUUUCUUCCCAAAUUAUACUCAAACGAAUUGUAAAAUUUCUGAGAUGCUCCUUUCUUUUUCUGUUUUUCUAGAACAUCAAGGGACAUGAGAAAUGGCACAGCAAUCACAGAGUUCAUUCUCAUAGGCUUUCCUGAUAUCCAAGGACUACAAAUCCCUCUCUUCAUAGUGAUCUUUCUCAUCUACAUAUUAACCCUUGGAGGCAAUGGGCUCAUUAUCAUCAUUGUCUGGGCUGAGCCCAGGCUACAAAUUCCAAUGUAUUUCUUCCUUUGCAACUUGUCCUUCCUUGAGAUCUGGUACACCACCACGGUCAUCCCCAAACUGCUAGAAACCUUUGUGGUAGCAAGAACAGUUAUUUGCAUUCCCUACUGCCUGCUGCAGGCCUUCUUCCACUUCUUCCUGGGCACCACUGAGUUCCUCAUUCUCACUGUUAUGUCUUUUGACCGCUACCUGGCCAUCUGCAAGCCCCUUCACUACCCUACCAUCAUGACAAGCAACCUCUGCUUGUGGCUGGCCCUCAGCACCUGGAUGACAGCCUUCACCAUUGUCUUUUGUCAGAUGCUGCUGCUCAUCCAGCUGCCAUUCUGUGGCAACAACAUCAUCAAUCAUUUCUACUGUGAUAUUGGUCCCAUCUUGAAAGCAGCCUGCACUGACACCACCUUUUUGGAGCUCCUGGGUUUCCUAGCAACGAUCUCUGUGAUCCCAGGGUCACUCUUCUUUACAACGAUUUCUUAUAUUUGCAUACUGUCCACCAUCCUACAGAUUUCUUCAGCCACUGGCCGCCAGAAAGCUUUCUCUACCUGUGCCUCUCACCUGACAGUUGUCUCCCUACUCUACGGAGCUGUUCUGUUCAUGUACCUAAGACCCACAACACACUCCUCCUUUAACAUUAAUAAGGUGGUAUCUGUGCUAAAUACUAUCCUCACCCCCCUUCUGAAUCCCUUUAUUUAUACCAUUAGAAACAAGGAGGUGAAAGGAGCACUAAGGAAAACAAUGGCUUGUGCAAAGGUUCGUCAUCAAUCGAAAAAUGUGCAACACAGCCCAUAG
This is a messenger RNA of Loxodonta africana (African savanna elephant), 1110 nucleotides long. Its product is annotated as olfactory receptor 6X1-like. Gene Ontology annotation, biological process: G protein-coupled receptor signaling pathway. NCBI's taxonomy places the organism in Eukaryota, Metazoa, Chordata, Mammalia, Proboscidea, Elephantidae. The transcript has a single exon. Gene Ontology annotation, cellular component: membrane. Gene Ontology annotation, molecular function: olfactory receptor activity; G protein-coupled receptor activity. The record is from RefSeq and is a predicted model, not a curated record. The coding region runs from base 151 to 1110 and encodes 319 amino acids.